AUGCAGCAACUUGCCCAGUACUGGAAUGAAUGUUUGAAAAUUGCUGCAGAUGAAAAAUCGGAAGCAAACGAAGAAAUUGAGCGGCUUCAGAUCGAGAUGAGAGGUCAUUCCCGAAAACUCGAAGAGGCGCAGCUUCUCCUAAGUCAAAAAGAGGUGCAGGUAAAUGAGCUCGAGUCUCAAAAUGCAGAACUAAAAGAGCACGACAACGGCACUACCAGUCAAAAUUCCAAGUUGACUGAGGAAGUAGAUGAGCUACGCAAAGAGCUAUCAAAUUCCAACACUAAGAUCUCUGAUCUGGGAGAAAAGUGCAAAACAUUCAAGAAAAAAAUCAAUGAAGUGUUAACAGAGCAACAGACUUUAUAUGGACAAGUUGAAUCUUCUUUUCAUGCGGCUGUCACAGAACUUCGUCAGGAAAAGGCCAAGCGUGAAACUGAUGUCAAAGAAAUUGACAGCGCUCUCGAUCUCUGUGAGAAAAAAAGGGAGCAGAUGAGGAGAGAAUUCGACGAUAUACAUGCUCGAGAUCAAAAUGAAAUUCACCAAAGCAAACAAACGAUUUCACUCCUCACGAAUGAGAUUAGAGUCCAGCAUGAAGAGGCCAGGGCACGAGAGAAGGAUUUGGGUGAGAACCUGCGAAGACAAAGCGAUAUGGAGUAUCAAAAUGGGCAGGAAAAGUUGCAACAUGUCGAAUCUAAAGUCGACCUCAUCCUUGACGCUUGCAGACAGCGCCUUCAGAAUGAGAGCGAUAACAGUGCACCAAUUGCUUCUAUCUCAGACAAGAUCGACCUCGUCGUAGAUGUCAUCGGAUCUACACCUAGCCAAAGUCAGCAAAAACUGUUCGAGACCAUGAGAUCGGCAAUCGAACCAAUUGCACAAGAGCUUGAAAGCCGAAUUGUGUCCCAAAUAUCUUCGAGAAUGCAUGGAGAGUUUUUCAAGCAUGAUGAGCUUGAGAAAACUAUUUCCAAGUUUGCACAAGCCUUUCAAGACGAGCUCGCCAACAUUAAACAAGUCAUAUCUUGGCAGCUUGAAGCGAGAAGGAUUGAGCAACCAUCCAACACAGACCAUUUGCACGAUAGAAUUGUUGAAUCCCUCAAAGAAAUGAGAGAUGGAAUAAAUUGCACCAAGGAGUUGUGCGAGGGUACACGGCACGUUCAACAUGAACUAAACAAGAUCGUGGGUAAUGCUUUGGUAUCUACCACUGAAGCAGAGAGAGAUUGCCUUACGAGAAAGAUCGAAGAGAGAGAUUCAAAAAUAAACGAUCUCUGGCACCAACUAGUUUCUCUCAAAGACGAAUAUUCUGCCAGAUUGGAAGUUGUUAGCGCCAGGAAGGCUACACAGGAACAGACGAUUAUCACGCAACUAUUUACGGAAAAUCUACAUCACAUCGGACAAAGCUUCCAGCAAGAAUUCGAAAGAGAGAGACAAGAAUUUUCUGAAAAGAUGAGUCAUAAUGAAGAGGCAAACGAAAAUCUUCGAGCACAAAUACAAGAAGCAAUCAGCAAGAUUAUUGAGAUGAAAGUGCCAGGAUCUCCAGAUGCAGAGAAGUUAGAGGAACAGUUACAGGGGGAAAGGCAUUCCGUUGCCUCGCUGACUCGCAAGAUUGGGAAUUUAGAGCAGGAAAUUGAAAGUACUGAAAUGCUUCGGGGGCAAUGGAACCAGGGUCUCAAAUCGGUCAAUACCUUGAGAGCCAAGCUCGAGGCGGUUGCCCAGCGUCUUCCAAAAGUCGAGGCAUUAGCCACAAAACUGAACGGCAUCACGCGCUUGAACGAAGUCAUAAACUCAACUGCGAAAUUUUUCGAUGCUGAAAAGCAAUGGGUCAAAACAGAGCUGUCUGGAAGAAGCCAAGUUGGAGAAUCGAAUCCUGACCAUCAACUUGGCUCUAAAAAGAUCAAGAUGCAUCACGCCGGAAAGUGCUGGUUUACAGUCCGACUGGUGACUCUGACUCUCCGUCACCCCCUCCAUCGAUUGGCCAAGAACAAAAGCGCCGGCGAGAGGCUGUAA
Messenger RNA from Clonostachys solani, 1998 nucleotides. The record is from the annotation of a GenBank genome assembly. Lineage: Eukaryota; Fungi; Ascomycota; Sordariomycetes; Hypocreales; Bionectriaceae.